Messenger RNA from Helicoverpa armigera (cotton bollworm), 2551 nucleotides. RefSeq names its product probable cyclin-dependent serine/threonine-protein kinase DDB_G0292550. The transcript is spliced from 3 exons. Bases 48 to 2501 code for a protein of 817 amino acids. NCBI's taxonomy places the organism in Eukaryota, Metazoa, Arthropoda, Insecta, Lepidoptera, Noctuidae. The record is from RefSeq and is a predicted model, not a curated record.
UUGACUAGGGCUAUAUUUGGAAGGUAGUCGUCUAGGAAGAAAGUAAAAUGGCGGCUACAGGACCAAAUCUCAAGUUCCUUCUAAAUAUAGUAUUUUUACUGGUCGUAACGAACAUCCACCCAUCAUUGUCUAGCGAAUACUCAGGCAUUCUAUCAAGUCUGUAUAGGCAAGCCGCCGAACAGAACCGCCCACUGGUACUAGUUCUCGACAACAGUGCGAAUCGGAACUCAAAUAACAAGGAAUCGUUAUAUCGGUCCUCCAAUUCCAAUUCUAAUUCUAACAGAUACAAUUCGAAUUCUAACCGAAAUGAUGUUUCAUACUCAUUGGUAAACCUCUUAGAUUUGGCACAGGUCUCCAACAGAAACUCAGAUAAUAGCGCAAGAAAUGAUGGAGAUAGCAAUAAUAGAGAUGACAGUAACUCCAAUAGCAACUACAGGUUAAGCAGUAACUACAGGAGCAACAACAGAAAUGACAAUGACAACAACAACAGGGAUGACAGUAACUCCAAUAGUAACAACAGACUAAAUAGAAAUUACUGGAGCAACAGUAGGAGUAAUAGCAACUACAAUAACAACAACAGGAAUGACAAUAACAACAACAGGAAUUACAAUGACAACAACAAUAAUAACUACAAUAGUAACAACAGACUAAACAGUAACUACAGGAACAACAACAGGAAUGACAAUAACAACAACAGGAAUGACAAUAAUGACAACAACAACAGGAAUGACAAUGACAAUAACAGGAAUAACAAUAACAACAACAGGGAUGACAGCAACUCCAACAGUAAGAACAGACUAAACAGAAACUACAGGAGCAACAGUAGGGGUAAUAGCAACUACAAUAACAGGAAUGACAAUGAUAACAACAACAACAGGAAUUACAAUGACAACAACAAGAAUGACAAUAAUUACAACAACAGGAAUGACAAUAAUAACAAAAACAACAGGAAUGACAAUAACAACAACAACAACAGGAAUGACAAUAACAACAACAGGGAUGACAGCAACUCCAAUAGUAACAACAGACUAAACAGUAACUACAGGAGCAAAAGUAGGAGUAAUAGCAACUACAAUAACAGGAAUGACAAUGAUAACAACAACAACAGGAAUUACAAUGACAACAACAAGAAUGACAAUAAUUACAAUACCAACAACAACAACAACAGGAAUGACAAUAACAACAACAAAAACAACAGGAAUGACAAUAAUUACAAUAACAACAACAGGGAUGACAAUAAUUACAAUAACAACAACAGGGAUGACAAUAACAACAACAGCAACAGGAAUGACAAUAAUAACAAUAAUAACAACAACAGGGAUGACAGCAACUCUAAUAGUAACAACAGACUAAACAGUAACUACAGGAGCAAAAGUAGGAGUAAUAGCAACUACAAUAACAGGAAUGACAAUGACAACAACAACAACAGGGAUGACAAUAACAACAACAGCAACAGGAAUGACAAUAACAACAACAACAACAGGAAUGACAAUAACAACAACAAAAAUAACAGGAAUGACAAUAACAACAACAGCAACAGGAAUGACAAUAAUUACAAUAACAACAACAGGGAUGACAAUAAUUACAAUAACAACAACAGGAAUGACAAUAAUUACAAUAACAACAACAGGGAUGACAGCAAUUCCAAUAAUAACAACAGACAAAACAGAAACUACAGGAGCAAAAGUAGGAGUAAUAGCAACUACAAUAACAACAACAGGAAUGACAAUAACAACAACAGGAAUGACAAUAACUACAACAACAACAAGAAUGACAAUAAUUACAAUAACAACAACAGGGAAGACAAUAACUACAAUAACAACUGGGAUAACAAUAACUACAACAGGGAUAACAAUAACUACAAUAACAACAACAGGGAUAGCAGUAACUACAAUAACAACAACAGGGAAGACAAUAACUACAAUGACAACAACAGGUACAAUAACUACAAUAGCAACAACCGGUACAAUGACUACAAUAAUAACAAUAGGGGUGACAAUGACAACAACAACAACAACAACAGGGGUGACAGUAACUACAAUAACGAAAACAGCAAUAGAGGAAAUUCCUACAAUAGUAACAACAACGACAGAAACAGCAACAGGAAUGAUAAUGAUUAUAGAAGCAAUUACCGAGGCGAUAACAGCAAUAGGAUUGAAUCUAGCAACAAAAAUGAUAUUAACGACAACAGGGCUGAAAGCAAAGGUAGGUAUCAAAAUGAUUUACUGAAAUCGCCUUUAGUGGAAACUCUUAUGCAGAUUUCCAGCGAUUUGAGACAGGGUAAGGAUUCUUGUGGCGAUGACGACGGCAAAGACGGCGGCACUACAACCACGUUGCGUCCUGAAGAGGAAGAUGAUGCAUGUGAUCAAUCUAAUAACUCCUGUGAUGAUGAAGGAACUGGUGGAGACGGAAAUCCCAGCACGAGAGGAGAGCCUUAUGUUGAAGGCGAAGGCAAUGGCAAUGGAAAUGGAGGUGGUAAACGUGGAAAAUAUUACAAAUGAAUAGUGUUUAAUAAAAUUAUUUGAGUGGGUGUUAGUUUUUCUUUUACAUU